This is a messenger RNA of Euleptes europaea (tarantolino), 6714 nucleotides long. RefSeq names its product ATP binding cassette subfamily A member 7 (gene ABCA7). Gene Ontology annotation, molecular function: ATP hydrolysis activity; ATP binding; lipid carrier activity. The record is from RefSeq and is a predicted model, not a curated record. The coding region runs from base 1 to 6714 and encodes 2237 amino acids. Gene Ontology annotation, cellular component: intracellular membrane-bounded organelle; membrane. The transcript has 48 exons. Gene Ontology annotation, biological process: transmembrane transport; lipid transport. NCBI's taxonomy places the organism in Eukaryota, Metazoa, Chordata, Lepidosauria, Squamata, Sphaerodactylidae.
AUGGGUUUCGGCAUCCAGCUGGCCCUGCUGAUGUGGAAGAACUUCACGUAUCGGCGCAGGCAGACGGUCCAGCUAAUUGUGGAGGUCUUGUGGCCGCUCUUCUUGUUUUUCAUCCUCAUCUCGGUACGGCGCUCUCACCCGCCUUUCGAGCAGCACGAAUGUCACUUUCCAAACAAAGCCUUACCGUCCGCUGGGACUCUGCCAUGGAUUCAAGGCAUCAUCUGUAACGUGAACAACCUUUGCUUCCGGUACCCGACCGCCGGAGAGACGCCAGGAUUGGUGGGGAACUUUGAUCAUUCCAUCAUCUCCCGCCUGUUCGCUGAUGCCCGGAAGGUGCUCCUCCAUGUGAACAACCUGCAAGCCGAGGACAGUUUCUCCCAGCUUCUGUCUGCUUUGCGUCAGCUCAGCGGCGAUGGAAAACUGUGGACAGCCAUCCCGGUCAGGGACUACUUGAGAGAAAACGAGACUUUCUCUCGGUUCCUCAGCACGAACGCCUCCCUCUCACCCGGCUUGGUGGAAGAUCUGCUUGGGGCUGAGCUUAGCCCACGCGUGUUCUCUCGCACUGAAUUGUCCUUGAAGGAGAUUGUUUGCAACGCCUCGGUUCUCGCAGAGUUUCUGACGGUGAAGAAAGUCGGGGCGGCUGAAGACCUGCAGAAAGCGCUGUGCAUUUUGCCUCCCUCCACUCUUCGGGCCAUAGAGCUCAGCUUCGUCUCCCAGCUGGAUUGGGUCAAAAUAUUUGAAGUCUCUUCCAUGACCAGCUUUGUGGAGUUCCGCGAGGCCCUGCAGAAUCUGUCUGGAGGUGGUGCUGCCUUUUCCCCUCAAGGAGCAUUUGAGACGGUGUCCCGGAUCGUGUGCGGUCACCCCGAAGGAGGCAACUUGAAAAUCCCCUCCCUGAACUGGUAUGAGGACAACGACAUCAAGAGCUUUCUCGGCCGCAAUGGAUCGGAGCAGAAGUCCGUCUCCUUGGACAACGCCACGAGCCCUUAUUGCAAAGAUCUGGUCAGGAGCCUGGAAUCCAACCCGCUCUCCCGCAUCUUAUGGCAAGGCAUCAAACCCUUGUUCGUCGGCAAAAUUUUGUACACCCCUCCUACGCCAGCCACGCAGAAGGUCAUGGCUGAGGUGAACCGGACGUUCCAAAACCUGGCUGUGCUUCGUGAGGUAAGGGGGGCCUGGCAGGACCUGGGCCCCCAGAUCUACACCUUCAUGAACACAAGCCUGGAAGUUGCCGUUAUUCAGAACCUUCUGGAAACCCCGGGGGUGGCCCAUUUUGUGGAGCAGCGCCUCAACGGAACAUUCUGGAACGUGACAACCUUGAGGGACUUCCUGUCGACGGACUCGGGGGGCCGGGCCUACACUUGGCGCGAUUUCUAUGCUGAAGUGGAUGAGGUUAUUGGCACCUUGUCUCGGUUUAUUGAGUGUGUCUCGCUGGACAAGAUUGAGGCGGUGUCUUCUGAAGAGCACCUCGUCUCCCGAGCCAUGCGGCUGCUGGAGGACCGCCAGUUCUGGGCCGGAGUCGUGUUCCUCCUGCCAGAAAACCAAAGUGAGCUUGGCCCGGACUUGCCGGCCCGCGUCCGCUUCAAGAUCCGCAUGGACAUUGAUGAUGUCACCCGCACCAACAAGAUCAAGGACAGGUUUUGGGACCCAGGGCCAGCUGCUGACCCCUUCGAAGACCUGCGGUAUGUUUGGGGCGGCUUCGUCUACGUGCAGGACCUCGUGGAGCAGGCGGUGGUGCGGGUUCUCGCUGGGAUGCCGCUGCCGCAUCGCGCCGGCGUCUACGUGCAGCAGAUUCCCUACCCCUGCUUUGUGGAUGACGUCUUCCUGCGUGUCUUAAACCGCUCCCUGCCUCUCUUCAUGACGCUGGCUUGGAUCUACUCGGUGGCUAUGAUCAUCAAAGGGGUUGUCCAUGAGAAGGAAGCGCGCCUGAAAGAGACCAUGAAGAUCAUGGGGCUGAAGAGCGCCACCCUCUGGCUCAGCUGGUUCCUCAGCAGCUUCAUCCCUUUCCUUGUCAGCGCCGCGUUGCUCGUCCUGAUCCUCAAGCGAGGAGACAUCCUGCCCUACAGCAACCCCGCCGUGGUCUUUCUCUUCCUGGCAGCCUUCGCGGUGGCCACCAUCUCCCAGUGUUUCCUCAUCAGCACCUUCUUCUCCCGCGCCAACCUGGCCUCGGCCUGCGGGGGCAUCAUCUACUUCUCCUUCUACCUGCCCUACGUGUUGUGCGUGGCUUGGCGCGACCACAUCACCUUUCCUCUGCGGCUCUUGGUGAGCCUCAUGUCCCCCGUGGCGUUUGGCUUCGGCUGCGAGUACUUCUCCCUCUACGAGGAGCAAGGGAUGGGCGUACAGUGGCACAACCUCAAUGCCAGCCCCGUGGAAGGCGAUCGCUACACGUUUGCCACAUCGGUGGGGCUGCUUCUCUUCGAUGCGCUUCUCUAUGGCCUGGCCACGUGGUACAUUGAAGGCGUGUUUCCAGGUCAAUAUGGGAUCCCAAAGCCUUGGAAUUUCCCCUUCCAGAAGAGUUACUGGUUUGGGGAGUCUGCCAGCGAUGGCUCCCCUCACCCCUUUCCUACGAACUCUCUCAACUCCGCAGAAGCGCUGACGGAGGAGCCUCCUGCCCACUUACAGGUGGGCGUCUCGAUCCGCAACCUGGUGAAGAUCUACCACAGCAGCAAAAAGAUUGCCGUCAACGGGCUGAGCCUUAACUUCUACGAGGGUCAAAUAACAUCCUUCCUGGGCCACAACGGUGCCGGCAAGACCACGACCAUGUCCAUCCUGACUGGCCUGCUGCCCCCCAGUUCUGGCACUGCCUACAUCCUGGGGAGGGACAUCUGCAUGGACAUGGAUGUCAUCCGGAAGACAAUGGGAAUGUGUCCUCAACACAACGUCCUGUUCGACAUCCUGACUGUGGAAGAACACAUCUGGUUUUACGGACGUCUGAAGGGCCUUUCUGGAAAGCAGGUCCAGGAGGAGAUGGAGCAGAUAAUCCAGGAUGUGGGGCUGCCCCACAAGCGAUGGGAACAGACUAAGAACCUGUCGGGCGGGAUGCAACGGAAGCUCUCGGUAGCCAUUGCCUUCGUGGGCGGCUCCAAGGUGGUGAUUCUGGACGAGCCCACAGCCGGUGUGGACCCGUACUCGCGCCGAGGCAUCUGGGAGCUGCUGUUGAAAUAUCGUGCAGGCCGCACUGUCAUCCUGUCCACCCACUACAUGGACGAGGCGGACCUUCUGGGCGACCGCAUCGCCAUCAUUUCGCAGGGCCGGCUCUGCUGCUGCGGCUCUUCCCUCUUCCUCAAGACGAAGCUGGGCACCGGCUACUACCUGACCCUGGUGAAGCAAGAGGCCGGCGGGGCUCGCCAGAGGGUGAGCUUGGCCAACGGCCUCGUGCCCACCGGUAAAAAGGAUGAUGAUAAUUCGGAGAGGAGCAGCAAUACAGGUCUAGGGAGCGAACCGAACAGCGAAUCCAGUGUCUUUGAUGUGCAACAGCUCACAGCUCUGAUCCAGAAACUGGUCCCGGGCUCACGGCUGGCCGAGGAUAUCGGCCAAGAGGUGCUCUACGUCCUGCCGUACAGCGGUGCCAAAGAGGGUGCGUUUGGGGAGUUGUUCCGGGAACUGGACAGCCGCCUGGGCGAACUUGGCAUCUCCAGCUACGGCAUCUCUGACACCAGCUUGGAAGAGAUCUUCUUGAAAGUGGCCGAGGACACUGGUGUGGAUGCAGAAGGUGCUGCUGAGGCCCCUCCGAGGUUCAGCACAUCCACGCCGGCCCCCGCGUACCCUCUGAAGGCCCUCAGUGAGGACACAGAAAUGGCUGAUGCCGAACCGGCCGAAGAACCAACUGAGACGGAUCUCUUGCGUGGCACCAGCGCCCAGGACUCCUGCCGCCUGACGGGCUGGGCCUUGACGUAUCAGCAGCUGUGUGCCCUCUUCACCAAGAGGUUCCUGUACGCCCGGCGAAGCACCAGGGGAUUCUUUGCACAAAUUGUGCUUCCUGCCGUCUUCGUCUGCGUCGCUCUGCUCUUCAGCCUGAUCGUCCCACCCUUUGGCAGGUACCCGCCGUUGCCUCUCACGCCCUGGAUGUACGGGCCCCAAACGACCUUUUUCAGUGAUGACUCCCCAGGGGACGCAGACUCUGCACUACUCCUGGAAGCCCUUCUGGAAGACCCUGGCUUUGGCACCGGGUGCAAGAGAAGUGCCUCAGAGCUGGAGCAGCCGUGCUCACUGCCGGCCUCGCACGCUUGGAACUUCGUGACCCCGCAAGUGCCUCAGUCCCUGGUGGACAUUUUCGAGAACGGCAACUGGACUCCAGCAGACCCCUCUCCGGCAUGCGAAUGCAGUUCCCGGAUGGCUCGGAAGAUGCUGCCUGAUUGCCCUGAAGCGGCCGGAGGGCUGCCGCCACCCCAGAUGCAGACUAACACAGGUGACAUCCUACAGAACCUCACUGGAAGGAACCUUUCGGAUUACCUGGUGAAAACAUACAGCAGGAUCAUUCGCAAAGGGUUAAGAACCAAGAAAUGGGUUCAUGAACAGCGGUAUGGCGGAUUCUCUCUGGGUGCCCGCCCCUUGCAAGCUCUGCCAACCCCCCAGGAAGUGAAUGCUACUGUGGAAAAGAUCCGUGGCUUUCUCAGCAUCACUCAGGGGAGUUCUCUGGACCAGCUGUUGAGCAACCUUAGUAGUUUCAUUGAUGGACUGGAGUCAUCUGACAAUGUCAAGGUCUGGUUCAACAACAAGGGGUGGCACGCCAUGGUGUCUUUCGUCAACGUGAUGAACAAUGGCCUCCUCCGGGCCAGUCUUCCUGCCGGCUUAGACCGUUCACGCUACGGUAUCAUGGUGAUUAACCACCCGCUCAACUUGACCAAGGAGCAGCUCUCGGAGGCAGCCCUGAUGGCCACCUCGGUAGAUGUCCUGGUCUCCAUCUGCGUGAUGUUUGCCUUGUCCUUCGUCCCCGCCAGCUUCGUCCUCUUCCUCAUCGAAGAGCGGGUCAGCAAAGCCAAGCACCUGCAGAUCGUCAGCGGCAUGAAACCCGGGGUCUACUGGCUGGGCAACUUUGCUUGGGACAUGUGCAAUUAUCUCGUUCCGGCCGUUCUGGUGGUCCUGAUCUUCAUCUGCUUCCAGCAGAAGUCCUAUGUGUCGCCGGCUAACCUCCCGACCCUAAUUCUGCUGCUCCUUCUCUACGGCUGGUCGAUCACACCCCUGAUGUACCCAGCCUCCUUCUUCUUCAGUGUCCCCAGCACGGCUUACGUGGCCCUGACGUGCAUCAACCUCUUUAUUGGGAUCAACGGCAGUGUGGCGACUUUCGUCCUUGAACUCUUUACGGAUAAGAAACUGAACGACAUCAACGUCAUCUUGAAGAAAGUCUUCUUGGUCUUUCCCCACUUCUGCCUAGGCCGGGGGUUGAUCGACAUGGUGAAAAACCAAGCCAUGGCCGACGCCUUUGAGAGGUUCGGCGACAAGCAUUUUAUUUCUCCGCUCAGCUGGGACCUGGCCGGGAAAAAUAUCUUUGCCAUGGCUGUUGAAGGGGUCAUCUUUUUCAUCUUCACCAUCCUGGUGCAGUACAAAUUCUUCAUCCAUCUCCGGCCUUUCCCUGUCAAGCUGCCUCCCCUGGAGGAGGAGGAUGAGGACGUGGCCAAAGAACGGAAGAGGAUUGUGAGCAGGAAGCACCGGGGAGACAUCUUGGUGCUCCAAGACCUGACAAAGGUUUACCGGAGGAACAGGAAGCCAGCCGUGGACCGUUUGUGCGUGGGGAUCCCUCCAGGAGAGUGUUUUGGCCUCCUGGGUGUGAACGGUGCCGGGAAAACUUCGACCUUCAAAAUGCUGACGGGGGACUCGGAGGUGACCUCGGGAGAGGCAUUUCUAAAAGGCUAUAGUGUGCUUAGCGAUCUGCAAUCCAUCCAUCAAAACAUGGGCUACUGUCCCCAGUUCGACGCCAUCAACAACCUUCUGACGGCUCGCGAGCACCUCCGGUUCUACUGCCGCCUGCGUGGGGUCCCAGAGAGCACAAUUCCUGGGGUAGUCCAGGGGGGGCUGUCCACUCUUGGCCUGACGCAGUAUGCAGAUAGACCCGCCGGCCGGUACAGCGGGGGGAACAAACGCAAGCUGUCCACGGCCAUCGCCCUCAUUGGAGCGCCGCCUGUCAUCUUCCUGGAUGAGCCAACGACUGGGAUGGACCCGCGGGCGAAGCGUUUCCUGUGGAACUGCAUCCUGGGUGUGAUCAAGGAUGGCAGGUCCGUGGUGCUCACAUCACACAGCAUGGAGGAAUGUGAGGCCCUGUGCACCCGAAUGGCCAUCCUGGUGAAUGGCCGGUUUCGAUGCCUGGGGAGCGUGCAGCACCUGAAGAACAGGUUCGGAGAUGGAUACACUAUCGUGCUUCGGGUCUCCGGGGCCAACCCAGACCUAGGUCCCCUGGAGAAGUUCAUCUGGGACGCCUUCCCCAGCAUAAUUCUCAAGGAGAAACACCACUGCACCCUCCAGUACCAACUGCCGUCUCGUGGCUGUUCCCUGGCCAAGAUCUUCGGUGUCCUCUCGGCUCACCAGGGUACCUACCACAUAGAAGACUACUCCGUCUCACAGACCACCCUCGACCAGGUGUUUGUACAUUUCGCUAAGGACCAAAGCGACGAAGACCAUCUUAGAGACGCGUCCCCCGUGGCUGACUCCAAGAACCCCAACAGCCACUGGCGAAGAAUCACUGGUUUCUUGGAAGAUAACAAUGUGCAAGAAAGCAGAGUAUGA